CCAAGAGAUCACCCCCACCACCAACACACCCCCGAGAUCAGUCUUCGAUCAGCUUGCAACGAGAAGACGACAAAUUGACAAAUGGCAUCUGUCGUCCAGCCUCAAGGUCCUGGUCCUGCCACCGCUGUUCCUCCUCCCAUGCCGAACGGUGCCGCCGUUGGUCCCGUCCCGCCUCAAGGCCCUGCGCAACCUCAGGCCAAUGCCGGUUCUCAACAGAACUUGACGCCCUUGCAAAAGCUCGCGAGCGUGAAUGAACAGGUUUGGUUGCAGAUCGGUAAUGUCGCCGAGUUGAUGAAUGAUCUCGAUCGCGCUUUGACGAGUUAUGAGUCUGCGCUCCGUCAAAACCCGUACUCGAUCCCAGCUAUGAACCACAUCGCUACUAUCCUCCGCGAAAAACAGCAGUACCCUCGCGCCGUCGAGUACUUCCAGUCUAUCUUGAACCUCGAUCAGUCGAACGGUGACGCCUGGGGUUCCCUCGGCCACUGCUACCUCAUGAUGGACGACCUUCAGAAGGCUUACAGCGCCUACCAGCAAGCGCUCUACCACCUUCAGAACCCGAAAGAACCCAAGCUGUGGUAUGGAAUCGGAAUACUGUAUGACAGAUACGGAUCUUUCGAGCACGCAGAGGAGGCGUUCAGUCAGGUCAUGAGGAUGGAUCCUAACUUUGACAAGGCAAACGAGAUCUACUUCCGUCUUGGUAUCAUCUAUAAGCAGCAACAGCGCUACCCUCAAUCUUUGGAGUGCUUCCGCUACAUCUUGAAGAAUCCUCCUCGCCCUCUCACCGAGAUCGACAUCUGGUUCCAGAUCGGACACGUCUAUGAGCAACAGAAGGAGUACACCUCCGCCAAGGAGGCGUAUGAGCGCGUCUUGGCCGAGAAUCCCAAUCACUCCAAGGUCCUGCAACAGUUGGGUUGGUUGUACCACCAGCAAUCCUCGUCCUUCUCGAACCAGGAUUUGGCUAUCCAGUACCUCACCAAAUCCCUCGAAUGUGACGGACAGGAUGCGCAGAGCUGGUAUUUGCUCGGAAGGUGUUACAUGCAGCAGCGCAAUUACUCCAAGGCCUACGAAGCCUACCAGCAAGCUGUCUACCGCGACGGUCGCAAUCCGACCUUCUGGUGCAGCAUCGGUGUCCUCUACUACCAAAUCAACCAAUACCGCGACGCCCUCGACGCCUACUCCCGCGCCAUUCGUCUCAACCCCUAUAUCUCCGAAGUCUGGUACGACCUUGGUACCCUCUACGAAAGCUGCAACAACCAGAUUUCUGACGCGCUCGACGCGUAUACCCGCGCUUCUGAACUUGACCCGACGAACCCUCAUAUCAAGACUCGUCUUCAGUUGUUGAGGAGUGGUCAGGCGUCGCAGGGACCUAGGCCUGCGCCGGGUGGUGCGGGUGCGCCGCCUCUUACGCAGGACAUCAACCCUACGGCGUAUGCGGGUCCUGCUCCAUCUGGUGCGGCGCCCAGUGAGUGGGGUACUGCGGCUGCGGCGAAUCGUGUUGCGCCCCCUGGUCCUCCGAGCGAGUUGGCACGUGUUGGACUCCCUCCCGCACUCAACGGCUCCGGACCUUCUGGACCUCAGGGUAGACCUAGGAGUCCCCCGCCUCCACCGCCCUUUGGAGCUGGUGGUGCGGGAAGGGGAUACGACCAGCGUGGUGUCAAUCAGAGCCCGUAUGGACCUGCUGGUGGACCCGGAUUGCCGCCUCCGCCUGCGGUCGCCGGUGGACCUCCUGGUCCUGGAACUCCUGGUUCGAUGGGUGGUGAGAGGUUGCCGCCUGUUGCGCCUGGUGCUGGUAUGGGUACGCCUAUGCAGGCAAGUCUUGGACAGCUUGCGCCGAUUAUGGAUCGGGAAAGGAUGGAUGAGGAUGUGCCGCGUGGAGCGAGUCCGCAGCCGCCGUUCCUGAGACACGAUCGUGAAGGGCCAAGUGGGUAUCACGGCGGGCAGCUGCCUCCCGUCAGUACCCCUGGUUCUCAUGGUGCUUCAGGUCUUGGACUUGGAGGUCCUCCGCCGCAGACGCAGUUGCAGCAGAGUGGACUUAGUUCGUUGAUUUCGAACCCGUUGCCGAUGAGGGGAGAGAGCUCUGUUCGUGACGAAGCUAGGACGGGCGAGAAGAGGAGUAUUAGGGAGUGGGAUUCGCCUGCUGCGCCUCGUGAGCAGAGAGGUGAUGACCAUGGUGACCGUGGUGACCGUGGUGAUAGGAGACAGAGUGGAGAUCAGAGACCGUUGGCUGCGAUUGUUAUGCCUGAUGUUCCGGAGAGGAGGGAGGAUAACAGGGACAGCAGGGACAACAACCAGCAGAGGGAUCGGGAUGAGAGGAUGGAGGACGCUGUGCCUGUGCGUCCGGAUGUGGUGAAGCCUAAGGAGGAACAGGAACAGCGACAGGAGCCGGAGGGUGAUGUGCAGAUGGAGAAUGCGCCGCCUGUGAAGAUUGCGGAGAGUGUUCAGGAGGAGGCGAAGGAUGUGCAGCAGGCUACUACUGCGCCGAUCUCUCCGCCUGCCCCCGAGGUUCCUCAACAAUCUGCAUCUGCAUCUGAAGCUGCCCCGGCUGCUCCCGCUCCUGCUACCGCACCGACUUCUGCACCAGUCGAGGAGAAGGAGGAAAAGCCUGAACCAGCUGCUGAGGAAGAGGAACCUGUUCCCGCUGCACGAAAAGUCGAGGUUGACGAAGAUUACGACGAGGAGUAAGGUAUGUGAAUGUGGGAGAAUGACACGGAGUAGGGGAGUAAAAAGGAUAUAUCUGCGUUUUUGGAUUUGAAUUGGGUAUAACCG
Molecule: messenger RNA, 2766 nt
Organism: Saitoella complicata NRRL Y-17804
Lineage: Eukaryota; Fungi; Ascomycota; Saitoellomycetes; Saitoellales; Saitoellaceae
Product: TPR-like protein
Exons: 2
Coding region: 82-2682 (866 amino acids)
Biological process (GO): regulation of gene expression
Molecular function (GO): chromatin DNA binding; protein binding; RNA polymerase II cis-regulatory region sequence-specific DNA binding
Source: RefSeq, a predicted model, not a curated record